Molecule: messenger RNA, 525 nt
Organism: Anthostomella pinea
Lineage: Eukaryota; Fungi; Ascomycota; Sordariomycetes; Xylariales; Xylariaceae
Source: the annotation of a GenBank genome assembly
AUGCCCAAAUCAAGUGGCUCCGCCUACACCAACACCCCCGCCGCUGGCUCGGCACCCCCCGGCUACACACCCGCUCGUCGUACGCCUACAGACUCCUCCUAUUACGACAUGGACGGGAUCCCAUGGAAGGAGGGGGACCCCAAUUCUCAAGCCUGGAUCUACGCGAGAGAAGUCCGAGCACAGCAAGCAAAGGCACCCCUCCAAAGGACCGCUCGAGCCAAAUACCCUUCGCCCUUUAAGAAUGCGGAGCCUUUGCCACUUACCACGCCGGGAAAGCCCGAUCCCACUGGCAAUAAGCCAACGGAAUGGCUUCACCAUCCCAUGAUCCCUGGGAAAACAACGACAUACAGGGCGUCGGCCAAGAGCAAGGCCAAACCUGGGGGAAUCCGGACCUUCUAUACGGAAGGAGAUAAUUCCAAGUACGAUGUCGGCUUUCAUGACCCAAGAGUCUGGACCCCAUCCAAGUCUGCUGGCUUUUCUUUGGCCACGUAUGUCCCGGCGGCACCCCCCAAGCCGAAGACCUGA